Symbiodinium natans is the source of this 4527-nucleotide messenger RNA. The record is from the annotation of a GenBank genome assembly. NCBI's taxonomy places the organism in Eukaryota, Dinophyceae, Suessiales, Symbiodiniaceae.
AUGGGGAAGUUGGAGCCAAGUAAGCUCAAGUCGCUGUUGCAGAACUACGGCUGCGUGAACGAGCCUUUCCGCCGCCUUGGCCAUUGCGGCCUCAAGCCUUCCGACGUCAAGGACAAGAAGGCUCACAUGCUCAGCUGGAACACCACCCUCGAGCACCUCGCGGAAUGUGAGACGUAUGGAGCAGCCGUGAAGUACUUCCCGCAGUUCAAGCAGGCCGUGGCCAUGCACCAGGACCCAGAGGAGAAUCCCGUGUCGCUGGACGUGCCGACUCAAGGCGAGGCAUGGCUGCCAGCGGUCUCAGUGCAGGGGCCUUACGAGCACGCCUUCUCCCCGACACAGGUGCAGAGGAGCCCGACUCCUGCGACCUCUCCAGCCGCGACAGUCCUGGAUCCUCUCUCUCAGCAGGAGCCGCCCUUGGAGCAGCAGGAGGCCUUGCAGAGCUUCGUGACGCCCGAAAGGAAGCGGAGAGGGGCCACUCUGGAGUCCAGCUUGACGCCAUCUCCGGGGACAGGGACACUGCGCCGGAAGCUGCACAAGCACAUGGGGGUGAAGGAGUACCCGUCGCCGACGCCGACGCCCUGCCUGGCGCAAAGCCUUGAGAGCAUCCGGGAGGGCAGCCCCCGUAGCCAGCAGUCCGAGGACGAAGCCGACUGUGCCGAGGACGUCUAUGGGAAUCCGGAGCAGGACGUGCCGGUAGAGAUGAUGGAUGAUCCGAUAGCCAGGCCGUUGCACUCGUGUCCGCAGAUACACGCGGCGGAGCUCGUCGCCUUCUACAUCUUGGAGUUGUCCUACCACGGGCAGCACAUCGGCUUCAUGGGCGCGGCUCUCAACUUAUUUGUGGAGCAGAGCAUCGAAGCCUUCAUGCAGCUCUACAAUGCGCAGGUGCAGGGCAAGUCGUCGAAGGUCUUCACGGUCCACAGGUUCUUGCUGAACUGCAUCGACGCAGGGUUGCUUCCACCCAGCAGCUCCUGCGAGUAUGUCCUCGUGAACCUCAGCAGCACGGAGCAAGAGCUCCCCCCUGGCAUGCCAGAACCGGCCAUCUUCCAGGAAAUGAAUCUUCAAGCACACCCGGAGGGCCUGGCGCUCCGGCUGCCGCCAGCCUUGAAUCCUGCGUGGAGCUACGACGUGUGCCCUGGCGACUGCAUCGACCUUCGCUUCUACCAGCAGCCCCUGGAGGACCGGGCGCUCUUGCGUGCCCGGUGGGAGGCUCUGCCCAAGCAAGAGCGCCGCUCUCACUACGUCUGGAACCUCUUCUGGGGCCAGCUCGGCCGCUUCUGGUCCUACAACCUGCCUGGGAUCCAGGCGCGCAUGGCUGGCUUGGACGCGGCGCUCUCCGAGGAGCUCGGCUGCUCCAGUGCCCACGACUGCCUCGGCGUCGUGCAUCUCUUGUGUACCUCCAGGUUCAUUAAACUCGGCAGCAGCAGUCUUCGGGUCUACGUCAAGGAUGCCGUCCGCCUCAAGGCCUGUCCGCUGCGUCGCAGCCUGAAUAGGUACGUCCGCCUGUACCUCCGUCCGCGCCAGGCCGUGCUGACCAGGCUUCCGGUGGUGAUGCUCACCCGGACAAGGGCCCAGGCGGCCCUUUUGGAGAAGUGGAUGCACUGCUGGCUGCGGGUCGGCCACAAGGAGGAGGCCCGCAUCCCCCAGGGAGACGGGCAGAACAAGACGUUGGAGCUCUACCAGCUCAGCUACCUGGACAUGAUCCUGGGCCAGCUGGAGAUCGCCGCCCAGAAGAGCGCCACCCAGUUGCUGGCCGGCAUCGAGGGCCUCAGCAACUACGAGGGCCAGCUUCAGCUGAGGGGCAGCCCGGAGGCCGCCGCCGCCGUCAAGGAGGAGCUCGAGAGAGAGCGGCGCCAGAGAGAUGGCUUCUUCCCUGCUUCUUUGUUUUUCUGCUCGAAGCUCGCUGCGGCCUCAGGUCCCCCGGGAAACUGGAGAAAGCAGGUCUUCUGGCAGAUGAAGAAGCUGAAGCUGAACGAGAACCAGUACAGCCAGGACUGCGUCAUUCCGGAAACCCACACCGCUGUCAUCAAGGAGUUGGCGGCAGAGGAGCUGCUACUGCACCUUGGGCAUUACAAGGACUCCCCCCCCCCCAAAGCCGGCUGCGAGGUCAAACCUGCAGCCAAUCUCCCGGCCUGGGCCAUCGCCGCCCAGGUGGCCGCAGUGGUUCAAGCAAAUGUGCAGCGUGUGGUGUUCAUGGGCAUGGGCGAGCCACUUCUCAACUAUGCUGAAGUUUCGCAAGCCAUCCGACUGCUGCAGCAGGAGGAGGAAGCCCUCGGCCGCAGAUGGGCUCUCACUGUGAGCACUGUGGGGGUUGCGCCCAGAAUUGUGAGCUUGGCUGAAGAUCACCCAGAGGUGGCCUUGGCCGUGUCUCUGCAUGCGCCAACGCAGGAGUUGAGGUCGCAACUGCUGCCGAGCAGUUCACGGCGCUGGCCUCUCGCAGACGUCAUGCAAGCAGUGCAGGUCCAUGAGGAUGCCGUGGGGCGCGUGCCGAUGUUUGCAUACACCCUACUGCCGGGCGUGAAUGACUCCGAGGCAAAUGCAGCGGAGCUGGCGGAACUUCUGCUGAAAAGGCGCUCCUCGGGGUCAUCGCGCCCCUUUGUCAAUGUUGUGCCAUACAAUGCCACGGAGGUUGGUGCGGCCGCUGGCUACCAAGUGCCCACAUCGAAGCAGCUCCGUGACUUCCGCGCGCUGCUUCGGUCAAAAGGGCUGCGGGCCACUGUCAGGUGGAGCACGACGGAGGGUCGAGCCAUGGGGGCGGCCUGCGGCCAACUCGCAGCUCGUGCAGUGGCGGCCGGGCAAGAGCAGGUUUCAAGCGAUGCUGAGCCGUCCCCGCCUGGAGAAGCGCUGCUGACUUGGCGCCUACACAGGGCUCGAAGAGAGGAGGCGCUGGAGCUCAUACGCGAGCACGCAUCAGAGAUGAACUCCAUCCACGUUAGCGCAGCGUUUGUGACGCUUGCCCGCUCCGCCGUGGGCAGCAAGCAGGGGCGGCUGCAAGACGAUGACGCCUUCGGAGCCUUGAUGCAUCGCACAGAGGAUCUUCUCUCUGACGAGUUUAGUGCACAGUGCUGUGCCAAUGUCAUCUGGUCCCUGGCAAAGAUCCGGGUCAAGCCAGGCAGAAAUUUCAAAGUGCUUCUGUUCAAAGCAGCAGAGCGGGAGAUCCACGACUUCUGGCCACGCAACUUGGCCAACUGUCUGUGGGCUGCUGCAAGACUUCGCUGCAGAGCGGCCGGCAUCGGUGCCGGCUUUUUCCAGCAGGCAGCGAGCCGGCUUGCAGCGGCUGCACCAAAGAUGACACCCGUGGAGCUCUCAAACAGCGCCUGGGCACUAGCCCAGCUCCGUGUUGAAGACAGCACCGACUUUUUGCAUGCCUUGGUGGCAAGUUCCGGACAACUAGACCGCUGGAAGCCGCAGGACAUCUCCAAUACUCUUUGGGCAUUGGCCGAGUUCCAGCACAAGCCAACCAGCGAGCUCAUGCACACCCUGGCCAGUGCGUCCCACGCCAGGCUGGACCAAUUCAAAGCAGAUGAGCUGGCCAUGUGCCUCCGUUCCUUCGUGCGUCUCCAACUGGGUCGUGAGGCGGAGCUCGUUCCUGCAGCAGUGCAUCAUCUCGGGGAGAAGGCUUCAAGCUUGCAACCGGCACGCCUAGCAGAUGCCAUUCUGGCUUUGGCCGAGCUCAACUGCAAUCCCGAGCAGGAGCUGGCAAAGUUGGGGCCGUGGCGGUCAAAGGCGGCCAUGGCAGCGUGGAAGGGCGCAGCACAAGCGCUGGAGACUGGAGAAGGGCAUGCCGCUGAGGUGCAGGUAAUCGGCCUGCAAUGUGAGUCAACACUUGAAGACCAUGUUUUUACCGUGACAAGUCCGGGUACGGGCAAGCUAAGUCGUGGAGGUGGCAGAGACCCACUUCCGGAGUUUACGCAGAAGGAAGCGGUGGUCAUACAGAGCCAGCACCCUCCAAGCAGCAUAUGCGGAGAGGCCUAUCAAUCCGCUGAGCUGCACAUUGAAGCGAAUGAUCGAGUGGACCCCCACAGAGAAGCAGAUGCUCCAACGAGAUGGCGCACCAUGCUCAUUGUGGAAGAACUCAUGGCUGUUGACGUUGGGGGAGCUGUGCUCUUGGGCAUCUGGUGGAAUGUCUUGGUGGUGCCCGUAAGCCACUGGCGCCGGAAGCUUUUGGUCGAGCAGGCCGAGAAAGUGCAGAGGAAGAGGCAGCGCGAGCUCCUGGUGGAGCGUGGCCAGGCUGCAAACGCGACAAGUUCGAAGCUGCUGCCCAUUUCCAUUUCGCAGCUUCGCUUGUUUCUACCCCUGCAGCGCAUCGACUGGCUGAACGUCUCCAACAAGCUCCGGGCCAUGAGACCUUGUGCUGCCAACUGCUACAUCCGCCAUGCGCAUGAUGUGGUGCAUCGCUCGUCCGAGCCAGUGACGCCCGAAGAGGAAGCCCGUCUGGACGCGGCCGCCCUUGAGCGAGGGCCGCUGCACUUGGAUGAGAGACUGGGCUGGCACUGGUGGCACUUUGGGGUUUGCACUUUGCAGGAAUAA